CAUGCACAUUUCAUCCCAGUCAACAGGCUCACUGUUCACCAAUGCGACCAUGCACAGCAACUUGAUGGCCUCAAUUCUCAAACCGAAUCAUGGUAUGCAAGCCAUGCUUUUACUCGGUGUCUUUCAAUGCACCCGAUCUUCCUUCCCGACACUGGGAACUUGCUCACGAGCAAACGAUUGGCAAUAUCACCUAAAGUCCUAAAACUGCACUCCCAGAGAUUCGUCACCUUGCAAUCCAUUCUGUAGAAUGUGGGAUUUCAUUCUCUAUCUUUGAUUUUAAAAUGAAUCAGUCAGACUCCGUCGACUCUAACCCAAUCCUCCUCGGAGGCUACAAUUUCGGUUUCGACCAAAACAGUACCAAUCUUACCGGUAGCCAUUUCAAAGACCACAUUCUAGUCUCCGCAAUUGCGGUCAAUGGACUCUGUGUCGUCGCUUUCUUAGCACUGGCAAUCGUGACCUGUUGCAUGAAAUUAAGUUGGAGAGCAAAAGGCAGGAAAGUGUUUGCCGUCUUGUACGGCCUGGUCGUUGCCAUGUCCCUUGCAUACGGCCGGACGUUGGCUGACGAAAUCAUCCACGAGUUCGGACUCAGCAGCGUGGUGGGCCCCUACCUCGCCCUGCCGAUCCUGAAGCAGGUCUUCGCGAACGCAACAGACACAAUCCUCAUCUUCGUCCUCUACAGUAUUAUCAGGAAUCGGUCGAAGCACCUGAGGCCCGGGACCCAAGAUCAUGCACAUGCACACCGCAUUCAUAUGGGAACUUGGCUCCUUAUCUUUCUCCUUGGAAUCGCGGACGAGAGUCUUUUCUUCUACGCACAAGCAUACGUGGAGUCCGACGACAUCGAUCCCGCCAAGGCCCUGAACAUAGUGAAUUGGUACAAGAACAUUCAUCUUUCGUACGUUAUAAUCUACUGCACUAUAAUCCUGGAGAUAUUUGCUUGCUCCGUCAGGAUCUGGCACGAAGCUCGACAAAAACAAGCGCAAAGUCCUAUUUCAAAUAUCCUGGUACAAGUUAUCGCUCCCUUUCUCGUCAUCCGCUCAAUUUCAAAUGUUGCGUUGUCAGUUAUCUAUAUUACCCUCGGCCGGAAGGAAGAGAAAUCAACUGCUGUAGUGGUGGGUAUCUUGCUUGGGCUUACCUCUGUUGUUGUUUACGUAGGAUUAGUGGUUAUAGCGUUCGAGAAGGAUUGGGAUGUACCAAAAGUUCCAACAAUUGCUCGGUUCGUAGAUACAGCACACCACCUGGAUAACGAAGCCGAUGGAAAGCUUUUCCCAUAGAUUUUCGUGCCAAUUUGGAU
Messenger RNA from Mollisia scopiformis, 1291 nucleotides. RefSeq lists its product as uncharacterized. The record is from RefSeq and is a predicted model, not a curated record. Bases 282 to 1271 code for a protein of 329 amino acids. NCBI's taxonomy places the organism in Eukaryota, Fungi, Ascomycota, Leotiomycetes, Helotiales, Mollisiaceae. The transcript is spliced from 3 exons.